AUGCUUGUCUACAAAACCUGGCUGGCCCUCACGACGCUGGCGACAAGUCUGGCGCGGUCGCAACCGCGCGAGUGCUACCCGUCGCGGAGCGAGCACAACUGCACGCUCUCGCUGCUGGCGGACCUGCAGAGCUACCGGCAGCUCAUCGGGCUCUGGGAUUCCGAGUGCCGGCGGAUCGGGGGCGUGGGCACCGACGGGCAGUGGGAGCCGGCGGCGGGCCGGUGGAGCAUCGGCGGGCGCGGGCUCGAGCACACGGUCGAGCUCGUCGUCACGCGCGACGGCACGCCGCAGCGGCCCGACGGCGGGUUCUGGUACGGCGGUCGCUGGUACUACCUCGACCAGGGCUGGCUUUACGACUGCGCGGACGCGGACAGGAGGACCGUAUGCGCGCAGGUGGAGUUUAGGUGCAAGGAAUUGUGA
This is a messenger RNA of Pyricularia pennisetigena, 420 nucleotides long. RefSeq lists its product as uncharacterized. NCBI's taxonomy places the organism in Eukaryota, Fungi, Ascomycota, Sordariomycetes, Magnaporthales, Pyriculariaceae. The transcript has a single exon. Bases 1 to 420 code for a protein of 139 amino acids. The record is from RefSeq and is a predicted model, not a curated record.